Molecule: messenger RNA, 1370 nt
Organism: Tilletiaria anomala UBC 951
Lineage: Eukaryota; Fungi; Basidiomycota; Exobasidiomycetes; Georgefischeriales; Tilletiariaceae
Exons: 1
Coding region: 245-1237 (330 amino acids)
Source: RefSeq, a predicted model, not a curated record
GCAAGACAUAGCAAGAGAAGGAGCCUAGCUAGCUGCCCUGGCGGAUCUCCUUCCGUCCACUCUAGGCUUCGCUUCCGGACCUGGACCAUGUCACUGCGCUUCCACAGAGGAACGCCAAUCAUCACGCUCUUGUGAGCUCUAGCUUGUCUGCACUUCCCCAUAGAGAGCGUCGCGCCUGUCAUGCGCAAAAGGCAGGCGCCGCGCCCCACUGCUAUGCCAAUGACUCACUUAACACCAAACCUUGAUGUGUGCCCUGCAUUCCGGUUGUGCUUGCAGUCACGAUCCACGGUCGCCAUUGUCGCGCAAAGCGCUGCAGCUCCUGCGUAACAAUGCCGGGCACGUUAGGCUCCCUUCGCAAGCCAGCGGAGGUCUGCUCGCCACCUCUCUUGAACUCGCAAGCGGCAGCGGCGCCGGUGCCGCCAGUCCCUUCCUGCAAAGUGCAAAAGAUCGAGAUGAGGCCGCAACGAAGGCGCUGUCCGACGAGGAGGACGACCGUAGCGGUGUUAACUCAUCAAAAGAAUACGCAACGGAAUGGCUAAAGCGUGCUGCCAGGUCCGAUUCUUACGGAGGUGCAGGUCAGUACGGCGAGUUCGAGCUUCAGAUCCAAGAUCGACAUGCGCAGCCACCGACCGAUUCGCAGAUGAAGAGCAUUCUGCGGUAUCUCAAAAGCACGCCGGUGCCAGCAGUUACGCCGCCACCGGAAUUUGACCUCGCAGACACAAAUUUCCUCGAUACUAGUGCUGAAACAGGUGUGAACGGCGCAAGAGUGGCAGGCGCGGGUGCUGGCUCGUCGACUGGUGUGAGGCCGAACACAGCGGCGGCUCUACGCAAGAUUCGUCAGCUGCAGAUGAAAGCGCAGGUUGCAAAGGAUGCCGCAGAGCGCAAGCGACACGUGCGCUUACUCGAUGCGGACCUCACGGUAGACUCGCUACCGCGGCCUCCGAUCGAGCCGGCGAUGACGCCAGAGACCGAAGGCGAUGAUCCAUCAGUUAUUCAGCAGCAGCAGCAACACCCCCAGCACCAAAAGCAGCCGGCUUCCCACCUCGACCAUCUUUCGUCCGCAAGCAACCCCGCAAGCACCCCGAGCAUCCGCGAUGGACCGCUCUGCGUCUGGUGGGACGAGGGAAUGGCUGCGACGAGCGUGGCAGGUGUGCAAGCCAUGCUUGAACGAAUGAAGGAAGUCAAUGCACAGCAUGCGUCGAGCCGGAACGGCGGUGCAGGCUGUCUUGUCAUGUGAUGUAAAGCUCGUUACGCGCCUGUUCGUUCAGUUUCGAACUUUUGUCGUUAUAUUGACAGUCUAAAGAAUGAUAUAUGGCAAUCCUUGCCGAUUGCAUCAAUGUAUUACAUGCAUGGGAUUCAUGUUCCUCUAC